AUGGAUGUGAAGCGAGACCGCUUACUGCCGGCUGCGAUGUCUGACAGUCUUCUGGCAAUUCUUGCCGCAGGAGUAGUGGCACUACUAGUGGCACUUCACUCACGCUCAUUCGCCUACGCCAUAGCUGUCUUUUUCGUUCUAGGACUGAGUGUUGUUGGUUCGCUCGCCUUUUACUCGCUGUUUACCUCCGAUUUCCCUCUACUGAACCUUGUCAUUUUUGUUCUUCUGAUUGCUGUCGGUACAGACGACGCUUUCCUGCUUUUCAGUCAUUUUCCACAGAAUCUCAAAGAAGAGUCGUUUUAUGAGUGCAUGGCUCACACAAGCUCCACAAUGUUCCUCACCUCAUUCUCCACAGCUGUUCCGUUUUUCGUGAACAUCUCCUCGAACGUGGUCGUUUUUCGAUGCUUUGGUCUCUUUGCUGGAGUGACAAUUCUCAUCAACUUUUUUCUUGUGAUCUCCUUCCUACCGGCGUUUUUAAUUUUGCAAAAAAGGUAUUUUGUUUGGAUGUUACUUGGAAGUAGUGAGCACGAUUACUUGAGGUUUUUGUCAUUGUCAUUGAUGGACGGGCUGUGGGAGGAUGUUCUGGGGGACCUGCUCAGCCCCUCUACGAAUGACGCUGGCUACAAUUGCCCCCUCGAGCGAUCGUGCCGACUGUCUUUAACUAUUACCACCCCGACGUACAGAGAAAAGAAAGAAUAUUUCAUGGAUCACAGGGAUUAUGGCUAG
This is a messenger RNA of Cooperia oncophora, 726 nucleotides long. Lineage: Eukaryota; Metazoa; Nematoda; Chromadorea; Rhabditida; Trichostrongylidae. The record is from the annotation of a GenBank genome assembly.